Malassezia restricta is the source of this 555-nucleotide messenger RNA. RefSeq lists its product as uncharacterized. Lineage: Eukaryota; Fungi; Basidiomycota; Malasseziomycetes; Malasseziales; Malasseziaceae. Bases 1 to 555 code for a protein of 184 amino acids. The record is from RefSeq and is a predicted model, not a curated record. The transcript has a single exon.
AUGCGCUCGCUGGUGGCGUACGACGACUUGCCGCAUACGCCGCAGGGCCUGGCGCAGGCCUCGCACGCCAAGCGGCGGCGGUGUGAUGCGCCAUACGUCGGGCCGCACUGGGACGACACGGCGCCGGACUUGGAUGACGCCGUGAUUGCGUCGCCGCACCAUGAGCCGUCGUUCUUCACGAGCGAUGCGCAUGUCCCGAUGAGCUCGCACGCCUGGACGGCCGAGGACGUCUGGGACGAUACGUUCCUCGUCGACGUGUGGCAUGCGGCGGAGCAAGAGUACCGCGACUUUCACGCACGGCGGACCGACGCGCUCGAGCGCGACUCGCUGUGGCAUGCCCUGCCCCCCGUGGGAGCGUCGAUCGUGCCGCCACCGCCACCGCUGCCCGAGCAGCCCCAGCCCGCAGAGGCCGAGAGCGCCACGCCCGGCUGGCACGAAGCGCAGCGCAUCGUGCGCACGACUCCCAACGCUAUCGGUGGCGAAUCAUUCCAGAACGCCGCUAUGGCAUGGUACUAUGCGGGGUAUUACACAGCGCUGUACCAGGCACCGACCUAG